This is a messenger RNA of Chiroxiphia lanceolata (lance-tailed manakin), 4102 nucleotides long. RefSeq names its product F-box and leucine rich repeat protein 15 (gene FBXL15). The coding region runs from base 515 to 1387 and encodes 290 amino acids. Lineage: Eukaryota; Metazoa; Chordata; Aves; Passeriformes; Pipridae. Gene Ontology annotation, molecular function: protein binding. The record is from RefSeq and is a predicted model, not a curated record. The transcript has 4 exons.
GUCUAACCGUCCUCCAGCCGCAGCUCGGGAGGCCCCGGACUGCCAGGACCCCUCUGCCGGUUCCUCUCGCGGCCCGAGGCCUCAUCGCCGGAGAGGUGCCGAGUGCCCGCUCCUCGGGGGGACACCGUGGGGGGACUCCGGAGCCUUGUUGCUCCCCGCGGGAAGGAACGGGGACCUGGUCUCUCCCCCUCGCAGGGCGCCCGAGUGGCCCGGCACUGGAUGCCGGGGACUAGCUGCCGAAUAGAGCGACGCUCAGAUGUGAAAGCCGGGCACAGCUACCCUGCGAGCAGUGCGGUGAUGCUGCAGCAGCCUCCUGCUGCUUCGCUGAGGGACAGGGACUCCAUCAGUGGCUGGUAGAAAGCCCUACCCGAGGACUCCUGGAGGGCAGUGCGGGCAGGUGGACUCGGAUGCCUGAGCAGUGAACGUCCCCGGCUGGGGAGGAGAGGCACCCGGCAGUAGGUGUGAGGUGAUCUAGCCCAGCUCCCGCAGUGGCCUGGCUCUCUGGUGUCUGAGGAUGAGUUUGACCCCCACCAGGCGAUGCCUCCUGGACCUACCCUGGGAAGACAUCUUGCUUCCACAUGUUCUCUGUCAUCUGCCACUGCAGCAGCUCCUGAGCCUGCAGAGGGUCAGCAAGUCAUUCCAGUCUCUCAUCCAGCUGUACCUGGCCAAUAUGCGCUGCUUUGACUCAAGCCAGAUCAGACCUGCCAUCCCUCGAGCUGCUUUUGUUAACCUGUUGAAGGACAACAAAGUACUGCAGCAGCUGGCGCUCCAGGACUGCUCCAACUGGCUGACGGACUGCGAGCUGCUCCCAGUCAUCGAGCAGAACCACCACCUCCACCAGAUCCAGCUGAAGGGCUGUGUCCAGCUCAGCCGCCACGCGCUGGUGACCAUCUCGCUGAGCUGCCCCAACCUGCGCCAGCUGUCCCUGGCUCAGUGCGACUGGGUGGACAGCCUGGCCCUGCGCAGCCUGGCUGACCACUGCAAGGCCCUGGAGGCUGUGGACCUGACAGCCUGCCGCCAGCUGAAGGAUGAGGCCAUCUGUUACCUGGUGCAGAAGUGCAGCAGGCUCAAGUCUCUGUCGCUGGCUGUCAAUGCCAAUGUGGGCGACGUGGCAGUCGAGGAGACUGCCAAGUGCUGCCCCGAGCUGGAGCACUUGGACCUCACAGGGUGUCUGCGAGUCAAGAAUAACUCCAUCAGUGUCCUGGCUGAGUACUGUCCCAAGCUGCGCUCGCUGAAGGUCAAGCAUUGCCACAACGUGGCUGAGUCCAGCUUGAGCAUCCUCCGAAGCCGUGGGGUGGAGCUGGAUGUGGAGCCUCCACUGCAGAGGGCUCUUAUUCUCCUGGAGGAUGUGGUUGGCUUCGCCCCUUUCAUCAACCUUCAGAUCUAGAACUGCUGCUGCUGGGGAGGGGGGGACUGAUGCAACGCUGGGAACCCGGAAGGAUGCCGGAACUGGCUGCUGUGGAGACGUGCAGAGGGAGAGGUCGGUCCCAUUGGUGAGGCUGGCCUGAGUGGGGCUCACUCUUUCCUCUGGGGCUGUUUAGCAGCCACUGAGUGUUCAUGAAUAGGCUUCAUUGAUGCCUCUGGGGAAAGUAACUCCCUCUGCAGUGGCAUGGAGAGAGCGCUUGACUUGCAGGAACACCAUGGUGCUGAACAGGCCUUGGCCAGGCCAGCUAAUAGAUAGGAUUUACUAUUUGUUGUAUUUUAAAUCUCUAAGCGGCAGCUGUCCAGAGAGCAGGGGAGCGUGUGAUGGGGACUGUCCCCUGGGGUGGGUGUACACGGCAUGCCAGCAGAGCUGUGGAACAAACCAGACCAGCUGGAGCAGAAAAGAGAACAGCUACCAGCCUUCCUCUUGGGAGAGGGCAGGCCCCUCUGGGCUCUGGGAGGAGGGCAGUAAGCCUAGCUCCAGCCUGUGGCCACUGGCCAGCCUAGCACCAAAGGACUGGCAUGGCCCCAGCGCAGGCAGUGUGUCUGUCCAGGCCUAGGGUGCUGGUUUAGGCUGGGGCAAGGUGGGAGAUGCUCCUACCUACAGUUUCACUGACAGAAACGCACCAAACCUAGCUGUGCUGUCACUGAAAGCAGUUGGUCAUUGUCAUUUGUUUCUUCCAGCUUCUGACUUAACAUUUUAGUAGUGCCCAGGCCUGCUACUGUAUCUUGCUCCGUGUGGCAUGGCUGGAAAUUUGGCACUCAAUCGUGGUAAGAAAUGGCAGGAGCACUGGCUCUUCUGUCAGCUGAAGUUUGUGGAGAGCUGCAGGUUAUGUUGGCAGGGAGAGUAUAGCUCUGGAGUUCAGCCUCAGCCCUUGUUAUCCGCUAGGCAGUUAAUCAAACAGCAGCCACAUCUUGUGGUGAGAGUAAUGAGGGGAAGAGAGGAUGACCCUGAUUCUAUCUUUGACCCUAGGAGGGAUUGGAGAUAGCGUCUGUAAAGCAUGUGCAUGCUCUGGCAGAACUACACACCAACUCACAUCAUCUUUAUUAAUACUGGCACUCAAAGCAACAGUGCACAGAGACUUGUUAAAAAGAUUGCUGCAAAAGCACAAGCCACAUCUCAGAUCUAAAAAUGUCCCAUGCAAUAUAUAGCAGAGAAUGCCCAGGCCCCAGAGAGCCAGUGCAGUGUGCCCCUGGGGGCAGAGGGAUAGCUACACAAGGAGAGAAGUCUCCUCCUUGUCAACCAGGUUAGUUGAGGAAGCUGAAAACAGUGUCCUGGCUCCCAGGUUAGUUCAAGUUAGUGGCAGGUGGAGGAGUCCCUCAUUCCUAGCACCACAGUCCAUCCUGCCAUGCCUGGCCAGUGAGGUGGAAGGCUGAAGAGCAGGAGAACCUGGCUGUCAGUGGAACUUGUACUUCCUGGCUGGUUUUAGGCUGAUAUAGGUUCUUUUCAUCUCUUCACUCUCAGGCUUCUUGAUGUCUUUGUACCUCUCUCCUUUUGUACUCACCACCUGGUUAUCGAUAUAGCGGAUCAACUUCUUGGGAGCCUGGCGAGGAAAGACAUUAACACCAAGUGGAUGGACAGCCACACUGCUCGAGAAAGGCAAGGGGCAAGCAGAAGUAGAACUGCACUCUGGGAGGUGGGUGGGCUGCUUUACCAUCAUCUGUGCUGGGAAUCUUGGCCAAAAUUGGAAAGGAUGUUGUCUGAUGGGGGGGAGCAAGAGCCACGGUAGUCAGGAAUGGCAGGAACUGACAGACCCUGCAGCACCUGAGCUAAGCUAAUCUUCUCUCUUUGAGUAAGAGGUUCUGUGAAUGGUCCUGCCUUUGGCUGCCCUCUUGCUUUUUGGAUUUGCACCCUGAUUUUUUUAAACAUUCAAACUGCUGGUGAGCUGAGACUGCUCUGCUUACCUCUUUGGGUGGAGCUGGCCGAUGUGUUUUCUGAUCAUCUGCACUAUCCACCAUCAUGUAUCUGAAACACAAGAAGCAUUUAGUAAACACUGCUAUGUUGCCUUUAUCCCUUCUCCCCUGGAUGGUUUGUGGCUGUGCAAUGUGUCCUAUGUGACCAGACUGCAGCAAAGAGCACUUGAUGUUCCCAAGUGGAUGAAAUGGGCAGAAGUGUCAUCCUUCUGGUGAGAAUCCAGCAGGAUUCUCCUGGAGUAGCAUCCUUGGCUAUAUGUGAAAGGUAUUGAAAACUCAGGUGUCUGAGAAUGCUGAUAGCCACUGCAGAACUGAGAGAAGUGCUGAGGUCAGGUGUGCUCUCCCAUUAGGGCAGCUUUGCUCCUUCUCAGUCCAAGUGAUGGCAGCCAAAGGAGACAGGUGAGAUUAGAGGACCAAUCUGUCUGCUUCUGCUCUGAACGAUGGUGUUUCUUUCACACUCCAUCUCAUACUUGACUAUGAAACAGGCCUGUGCUGGAAGCAACUUCAUAAAAGCAUCACCUCAUUUCCUACGUGACUGAAACAUCAGGGUCCAAGCAUUUGCUUGCUGUACUGCUGAGUUGCUACUCUCUGAGAUUUUGGUGCUGGUUUAGCACAGCUGACCAUGACUGCUCCCUCAGUAGUUAGUAUAGUUGCUCAUGUGUAUCUUCAGCUAUGGCGAUCUGCUCUCUGUACCUGUGCUUGAGUGAUGUUUUAAAGUACAGGAUGUUGCCAAAAUGUCAUUAAACUGAAGUUCUCAGAAACAUAA